AUGGAAUACGUCCCUAUUCAAGACUUCAUCAACCCUGACUCGGUGUCCUAUGCCAGCAUACAUACAGAUGAUAUCUCUGAUCAGCUGUGUCCUUCCGGGCUGAGCGUAUGUCCAUUCGUGAACCAGGCGGAAUCACAACCGCAGGGUUUGGCGUGGAGCGAGACGUGGACUCUGGACAACCUCGUCAAUCAUGGCUUCAACUGCCCGAACUUCGACCGUGAUCUCGAGAAUUGUGGUGGAUGUUCGGUGUUAGAUGCUACCUUCAAUUGCUCUGAUAUUUCUAAUGCUGUGAAGACUUCGUGCGUAACCGGUCGGUGUAUAGUUGGGUCCUGCGAUGAAGGGUACGCGAUUUCGUAUAUGCAAGAUCGAUGCGUGAUCAUGAACGAUUGA
This is a messenger RNA of Heterobasidion irregulare TC 32-1, 390 nucleotides long. RefSeq lists its product as uncharacterized. NCBI's taxonomy places the organism in Eukaryota, Fungi, Basidiomycota, Agaricomycetes, Russulales, Bondarzewiaceae. The coding region runs from base 1 to 390 and encodes 129 amino acids. The record is from RefSeq and is a predicted model, not a curated record. The transcript is spliced from 2 exons.